Molecule: messenger RNA, 4543 nt
Organism: Nilaparvata lugens (brown planthopper)
Lineage: Eukaryota; Metazoa; Arthropoda; Insecta; Hemiptera; Delphacidae
Gene: Dsp1
Product: high mobility group-T protein
Exons: 5
Coding region: 930-2000 (356 amino acids)
Biological process (GO): regulation of transcription by RNA polymerase II
Cellular component (GO): nucleus
Molecular function (GO): DNA binding, bending
Source: RefSeq, a predicted model, not a curated record
UCCCGUUGCGGUGGUGGGGUGAGGGACGGAGAGAGAGUCGCCAGGUUUUUCGUGUCCUCUCGCUCGCCACUCGGUUUUCUCUUUCUCUAGUUGUAGUUGCCGAAAUAUCCGCAGCACAGCGCUGGUGUCGCUCUUUUUUUCCCCACCACCAGCGCCGCCAUCAAGCAAGCGGAGGCAGUGUUGCCUUCUCUUUUCUUUGGCCAGCAGUCUGAAGCACACAGUGGUCGUGUCCAUUGCAUGUAGUUGGUGGCGAUUUUUGUUAGUUGGCGCGGUUCAUUGUGUGUGUGUGAGUGAGUGAAUUGGAUUGUGUGUGCUUCAUCUGACCACGUUGUCAGCAAUAAUUGUGAAGAAUGUUGGUGCGUUUUGGUUUGGAGGAUUGCAGCAGCAGCACCACCACGAGGGAGCCGAACUACCAUUGGUGACGCGCGUCCUCUCUUCCCUCCCCCCUGCACCCCCGCAACCUCUAUACACGCGUGUUCAGGUUGUGAAAUAGUUGCUACAGGGUUUCUAGGUUCUAGAUUUGCGUCUUCGAUCCCAAAAUACGCUAGAAUUACAGUGUUUUCUAUGGUUUGAAGUGAUUUUUAACUUGUAAACAUCGUCACCUGGAUUUUAAACCCUAAAGUAUUUUGAUUUCAAAGUAAUCUGUUUAGUUUUGAGUUGUAGUUACCGUGGAGUUGUGUUGAGGUUAUUUUAAUGGUUAGGCCUACUGUUGAUUUAUUGGGAUCUGUUUAGGUUAGUUGUUAGUUGAGUGGUGCUAGUUAGUGGUCUAUGAUUAGGCUCGAUUCAGACACGUUGUCGCGGGGAGCUCUCUUGUUCCCUUCCAAACAUUACUCCUCGAACAUCACGGCAAUGUGCUGCUAGUGAAUAUAAAUCCAUACAGUUCGGUUGAAAGUGUUGGUAGAUAAGUGUAAGGUAGAAACAUUUUGCAAAUGGCGGAUCAACAGCAACGUAACAGCUGGGAGGAAUGGUGGUCGCAGGACCAGCAACAGUCGCUGCUGCAUCACCAGCAGACGCUAGCGGCACAACACGCUGCAGCUGCGGCUGCAGCCGCCCACCAACACCCGGCUUCGACGGCUGCGUCGGCCGCAGCCGCGCAUCAGCUGUUCAGCUACAAAAUGGCGGCCAGUAAUUUCCAGAAUCUGGCAGCGGCGGCGGCGGCGACCACACCGGUGUCUUCGCCUGGAGGCGGCUACGACUACAGAAUGCCUCCAGCCGCCUCCAACCACGCAGCUGCGGCUGCUGCGGCCGCAGCUGGCCAGUGGUGGUACCCGCCGCAGGGGGGUGGCAUGGACGGUGGUGGGGGAGGCGGUGGGGGCGGAGUGGGAGGUGGCAUGCAGAAUGCUCAGCCCAAUAUGAUGAACAGAAGUAGAAUGCCGCGUGUCGCCAAGGCUGACGCGAAACCCCGUGGUCGCAUGACCGCCUAUGCCUUUUUCGUGCAGAUCUGUCGCGAGGAGCACAAGAAGAAGCACCCCGAAGAGAAUGUAGUCUUCGCCGAGUUCUCAAAGAAAUGCGCCGAACGUUGGAAGACAAUGUCAGACAAGGAGAAGAAGCGAUUCCACGAGAUGGCAGACAAAGACAAGAAGCGUUACGACACGGAGAUGCAGAGUUAUGUGCCGCCCAAGGGAGAGAAGGUGCGCGGAAAGAAGAGGAAGCACGUCAAGGACCCCAACGCACCCAAGCGAUCGCUGUCGGCGUUCUUCUGGUUCUGCAACGACGAGCGUGGAAAGGUGAAGGCGGCCAACCCUCUAUACGGAGUGGGAGACAUCGCCAAGGAGCUGGGCAGAAGGUGGGCGAUGGCCGACACCACACUCAAGUCCAAGUACGACGCCAUGGCUGAGAAGGACAAGGCGCGCUACGAGAGGGAAAUGACCGAAUACAAGAACAAGGGCAAACUGCCAAUGAUGGCGGCGCAAAACAUGACCAUCAUGCAGAAGAAGCCAGACGAGGAGAUGGACGAAGACGAAGAUGAUGAAGAAGAGGAGGAUGAUGGAGACGAAUAGGACUCGGCUCCUCCUCCUCCUCUUCCCCUCCCACCACCUCCCCCUGCCCCUCCUACCCAGCCCUCCUCAGGUCGCAGCAGUCGCCUCCACAUUGUAAAUACGAAUCCAUUAAAUUUUAAAUCAGUCAUCGGUGACGAUGAGGAAGAUGAAGACUAUGAGGAUGAUGACGAAGAAGAGGAUGAUGAAUGAUAACAAAAUGUGUAAUAAUAGUAUAAAGUUGCAACAACCUGAGUACAGAGAGUACUUAAGAUAAAAUCUUCUUCUUACCAAGCGCUCUUUGUUGUCGGUGUAAUGUUGUAUUUCAUUCAGAGUCCACACGAGAGAAAAUCCCAUCAUAAAUUAGCGGGAAAAAUUAGAUCGCCGUGGUGUUAGUGUGUGUGUAAGUGUGAAUGUGUGUGUGUAAAACCGCUAGACAAAAACAAUGUUGUGAAACGAGUAUUUGCGUGCGUGCGACAAACUAAUUUCUAUUUCAAAAAUGAAGAAAAUAUGAUAUUAUAUUAAGAAAACUUGUGUUAACAGCAGAAUAGGCUUGGAUAGACUAUGUACUGUACUUUCUUAGACUGUAUGAUGUAUUCUUGUGCAACGGUUAUCUAUUCUAGCAACCCUGGCAGUCAGUUUCAAAUGUUUUGCACAUAUUUAUUGGUUACAUGCGCGCGCAUUCAUUCCUGUAUUUCAAUUGAAACACACGCGCCAGCUAAUUUACAAAAAGAUCUUUUUUGUCUCUCUACUUGAUGCAAUAAUACUGUGGUUGUCCCGUUUAUGAAACAGAAUGAUGGAUGUUUGAAAAAUUAAUCUUUUGUCAGAUAGACUUGAUGAGAAAUUUAUAAAGUUGCAAUUCAUGUGUAAAACCAUCAAAUGCGUUUUAUAAUAGAUGACUUGUACGAAAAAUUUGGGUUUUGUAAUAAUAUUGUGUAUUAUUGAAACCAUCAAGAUUUGUUUUUAUAAUAGCGACCACUCACAAACCAUGAUGAAUAUUGAUUUUGUCUUGGCUCAAUAGUUAUUGGAUGUUAUCUGGGGUUUUUUCUCGCAAAAAGAACUCUGGCUGUAUUAUGAAAUGAAAAAAAUUACGUGUAAACUAGAUUCUAAUAUUGAUGAAUAAUUACAAUAUUAAGAUAGUGUUUGUUCAAUAAACUUUUUUCUAUUAUUACUACGAGUUCUUUUCCGAAACUCAGUUUCGUUGUUUCGUUUCUUAUCGAUACUGAUGAUAUAAAUAUUGUUCUAUAAUGAUAAUUAUGAUGAUGGCUAUCAGUUAUUUACAUACUAUUAUUGUUUGCAAUGUGAGAAAUACGACAGUUAUUUCAAUGUUUAAGAUUAAUAAAGGUUUUUGUCACAUUAUAUACCGAAUAUUCAUAAUUUUGUCUCAUAUUACACAUACUACUCAUAUACCUCUGUCAUUUUCUUGUAUAGAUUACUACAGGUGUUAUGAAGUUAAAAGACAAUUCAAAUUAUAUUAGUUAUCUGGAACAAAGACUGUACUGAAACAUUGGUUCACUCAAUUGUAAUCUCAUGUUGCACUGUGUAAGAUUUCUAGAGUUGUGUGUAACUAACAUUACACUUGAGUGAAGAACAUUAAAAAAAUACUUCUCAAUUUUUUUAUCAAUUGCUUCUACUUCUCUGUACAGUCGACUACUUUUGUCUCUCGAUGAAUAAUAAAUAAUAAAAGAUUAAAUUUUCACUUGUAAAUGUUGUAAAUAAAUAAUAAUAAUACCUUGAUAAUGUAUGACAACAAGUAAGGUAAAGUAGGGAAGCUUUCCAACUUUGUGGUUGGGGUAGCAUCCUCAUUUUACCCUACUCUAAAUGUCAGACUCAAAUCUUGUAUAGUCAGUAUCAUCUUAGUCCAGUAAUGUACAGUAUCUUAGACGUCUCUUUUCAAGUAAUCAUAUUUCCAGUCAGAAAAAUAUUUCAACUCUCGAUCUCAUCAGUCUAUUUGUUCCAGAAAACUUAUUUAUUUGUUGUAAUUGCCAUUAAUUUUGUGCGCAUUUAUGUUAACUUGGAUAUUCUACUGUGGCUAGUGUGUUCAAUUGAUGGCCAGUAUGUAUUAUCAGACGUUGUUUUUCGCAUUGCAAAGUUACAAUUUUUCAUAUUAAAUUUGAAAAAAUGUGUUGAAUUAAAUUCAAAUCUGAACACAGAUUUAAAGCUAAUUGAAUAGAAAAUGAAAGUUUUUGUAGUGGGGAAAAACAAAUUUUGAAUUGAAAAUCUCGCUUAGUUAAUUCUGGGACAGCCUAUUGUUUUUGUUUCGUUUUGAUAUUGGUAAAUUUUGAAGUAAAUAUUUUAUGCGAUGGGACUAAAACUAGCGUUGACAUUUGUAAUUUGAAAAUUCAUUUUUGUAUUUGAUUUGUAUUUUUGUCUACUCGCAUUGUAAUUUUUCAUGAACGCAUAAAUUUAUCUAAUUCAUUCAGAAGGUGUUACAUGAACAUUUCACAUGUUACAUGCUGUAUUCAUUCAUUAGUUGAGGCUGUCUGAAUCCAAGACUGUUUCUUAUUGUCAUUAUUUUUUUAUAGAAAUAAUUAAUUUAAAAAUAAAUUUUCAUGAUUACUCAGUGA